CGCUAGAGAGCGGGCGGGCGGGCGAGCGCCUCUCGGCUGGCACGGCGCCCGCUGACGAUGGCACGUCCCCGUCGCGUCUGACACCCCCGCCCACCCCCAGGGAUGGUCUUAGCGGGUGGCAUCUGACGCUUAUUUAAAGAGAGAGGGACACUCGGUGGAUGCGCAGAGGGGCGAGUGCAUCUCAUCACAGAGCCGUGGGACGACUUGAGACCAUGGAAGCUUCGAGACUGCUGCUGUUGCUGCUGCUACCGCUGCUGCUCUUCUGCAACAGCGUCGCGGCUGCGUGUAGCUGCACCGAUUCGUGCUCGGACGCGAAGGAAAGCGAGUCGAAAUGUGGCUGCAAGCACGAGGAAGAAACCAAGCAGCUGCCGCGCUCCUGCAAGGAGAUUAAAUUGAAGACGAAAACGAAGGAAGACGGGGUCUACUGCCUGCAGACGAAGAGCGGGCAGUUCUACCAGGCGUUCUGCGACAUGAACACCAACGGAGGGGGCUGGACCCUGGUCGCCAGCGUCCAUGAGAACAACAUCGCGGCCAAGUGCGCCAUCGGCGACCGCUGGUCCAGCCAGCUGGGCAGCAACCCCGCCGUCGGCUUCGUAGACGGGGACAGAAGCUGGGCUAACCUCAACACCUUCGGGCGGGUGGAGUCCGCCACUGACGACGACUACAAGAACCCAGGCUACUUCGACGUGGACGCGGAAGACAUCUCCGUGUGGCACGUCCCCAACGGGACGCCGCUGGCCCAGUGGAAGAUCUCAUCGAUCUUCCGCUACCACACCGCGACGGAGUUUCUCACCCCCUUGGGAGGCAACCUCUACUUCCUCUACAAGAUCUUCUAUCCAUUAGUAUACGGUUCAGGGACCUGUCCAGCAAGCAAUGGGCCAGCCAUCCCAAUCGUUUACGACUUUGGGAACACCAUCAGCGUCGCCUCUCAAGUCUGCCCAGCUUGUCUGGGUGGGACGCUUCAAGGUUAUGUUCACUUGAGGGUCUUCAACAACGAGAGGGCACCAUUCGCCCUCUGCUCAGGCCUCAGGGUGCUUGAUAAUUGCAACACUGAACACUACUGCAUCGGCGGCGCGGGCUACGUCCCAGAGCAGACUCCGAGACAGUGCGGUGACUUCAGCGCCUUCGACUGGAGCGGCAUCGGGACGCACGUCGAAUGGAGCGCCUCCAAGAGCUUGCUCGAGGCCGCCGUGUUCAUAUUUUACCGCUGACCUGGCGGGUGGCCCGAUCGUGCCCUCCUAUCGGUCGCAGUGCCAUGCCAUUGGCCAGAGUCAAGGGGGUGUGUGCCGUCACUGGCACGUGACCCCCAUCUUUUUUGCCCGUGAAAUUUUUCCCAUUUAUCUUUGGGGUCUUUCUUCCUACCCCGCUCCUCUUUCUCUCUGCUCGCGGUCAUCUCUACUGUCCGUUCCACAGUUCCUUAAUAUCUUCGGGGCCAGAGGACAGAGAGGCAUUCUCUCAGCAGGUUUACGAUGAGUCAUUGGGUGGCACAGUGGUUACACUUGUGGCCUCACAGUGAGGAGUUCUUGGGUUUGAAUCCUGACUCUGGUGCCUCUCUGUAUUUGGAGUUUGUAUGUUCUCCCCUUGUACUGGCAUGGGUUUCUUUCGAAGUCUUCGGGUGUCUUCCCACAGCUAAAAAACAAACAAAUUUGCAAUGUAACUUGUCCAUAAUACAGGUUUUUGGGGUUAGAUCGCGAACAAAACUGUAUUAUGGUUGAUAUUGGUCGCGAAAGCCGACGUGUUAAACCAAUUACGCAUCCCAAAGCUCAAUGAAAUACCUGCAAAUUUCUCACUUGAAAUUACGGAGAAGCAACAUCGCCCCCUCCUGCGUAAAUUUGUGUCCUUCAAUUAGCGCAGGUCAACAUACAUACACACAUCACCACUAUUUCCACUGUCUAUCGAAGCAGGGCAUACUUCUCAGUCUCGGUCUACCAGAAAUGUCCAGUAAACUGUA
This is a messenger RNA of Lethenteron reissneri (Far Eastern brook lamprey), 1951 nucleotides long. RefSeq names its product intelectin-1a-like. Gene Ontology annotation, molecular function: oligosaccharide binding. Lineage: Eukaryota; Metazoa; Chordata; Hyperoartia; Petromyzontiformes; Petromyzontidae. The record is from RefSeq and is a predicted model, not a curated record.